UUGAUGUCAGGACUUCGGAAAAGACUUGCAAAAAACCAGAUUUUUGCUGGUUCUGCUGUGACCGCCACAGCUGACUUGGUGCCGCUGUAGCGAGACCGCCUUGGUGGGGUUUUCACCGUCAUAGCGGUGGUAUGGACAUGUUUUGAUUCUGCCAUGGCGGAUGGACUGACCGCCAUAGCGGGAUCACUAUGGCACAGUCUUGGCUGCUACGACAAGAGAUGGCCUUUGUUGAUUUAUUCUAUAGCAGAAGCCCCGACUGCUACGGCGGGAUCACCAUGGUGAUCUUGGUGACCGUUGUAGCGGAUCGACCGGGCCAGAAACUCAUUUUAUAUUCCUAUGUUUGAACCAUUAGUCCAACACUUCUACAACCUAAUUCUAAGAGCUCAGGGAGGCGAUUAUUGAAGAAACUUGGUGGUAUCAUCUUUGGGGAUAGGUUCCAACCCAUAAUCUUACUUAUUUUCCGUUCUUCUUUGAGUUUCUAUGGUGGUUUAAGGUGCUAGAAUGGUGGGUGAUGAGACCUAGGCUCCUAAUCAUGAAACCCUUUGUAUAAAUUGAUUAUUGUUGAGUAACUUGCUGUUUAUAUCAUCUAGAAGUGUAGAUUAACAUAUUCUAUAGAAUUGCUUGAUAGUCCAAGAAUCUAAUUAUGAGACUUAGCGUUUCACCCAAAUUUAGGGGUUUUGACUAAUUGAUGAAAUUGAAGUGUCUAAGGUGAUUAGAAACCCAUGAAUUUAAAGAUUAUGAUUGUUGGGACUAUUGGUAAGGUAAUUUCACCUUAAUAUUCUGUUUUGCCUUCGUGACUCAUUAGGGGUAUUUUGGGUAUUUUGAGUAACCUUUCCCGAAUUGAUUUCUCGUUCGAUUAGUUGGUUGUCGGGGUCAUUUACUUGCGAUGUUAUUUACUAGCCUACAAUCGUUCUGCGGUGCUUCGAAAAUAGAAAGCUUAUGUGGAGUAUUUUGUGGCUCCUGUUCUGCAUUCGAGGUAGGUUAGGCUUACCUUAGUUAGACUUUGAUUAGUGAAACGUAUAUAUUGUGUAGAAUUGAUGGGAGAACGCAUGACUAGUUCUUUAGACAUGAUGCCUUGUUGGAUAUUACCUAGGUUUGUAUGACUUCUAACUGUGUGGCUUGUCACCGUUAUUUAUGCAUUGUGAUGGUGUAUUUGUAUUCGUACUGAGGUGAUCUGGGAUGGUAUUCUACUAAAUUGGUUGAUUUUUGCUUGGCUUGUUGCCUUAAUUGCUAUGUUGUGAUACGUGUUGCACUCAUUUCUCUCUUACUGUGUCAUUUAUCAACAGAGAAAGGAAGGAUAAUGAGAUUAGGCCUGAAUCGUGUUGUAUAAUUAUGAUGAUAUCAUGCAUGGCAUACAUUCUUAUUUCACAUGUAUAUUGAUAUCGAAUUAUGACUUGGUACUGAUCAUGAUACAUGAGAAAAUGGAGCACUUUGGUGACACAAGACUUAGUUGUGAGGUGUACUUGUUAUAUUUAGAUGUAAAGGGUGGCACAGACUCUUUAUAUUAAUUGAGAUGGUUUGUAUGAUUCAUUCCAUGGUUGAGGUGAUUUAUCUAAGUUCUGCUAUGGCUUAUGACAAUGUGACUCGUACUUUCAUUGGCAUUUAAUUUCACUGAUUUAUCAUGCUUACUUUUGAGUUGGUGUUUUAUAUUGGGUUCUAGACUUGAACCAUAUUUUGAAUAUUCAUCUUGCAUACAAUAUAUGUAUAUAAGGCACAUCUGACAGAGGGUGACGAUGUGGACUAUCUUGUGAUAUAUAUGUAUAUAUAAGGCACAUUUGACGGGGCUGAGAAUGUGGCCUAUUUGUGAAUCGGUGGUCCGAGGUCUGUUUCGGAGUGAGUGGACUCGUGAUCUGAGGUAAAUUCUAGCGCAAGGGGUACAUGGACUUUGCGGGUCCCCCAUGGGUCGUGACAAUUAUGCGAACAAUGCCUUUAAUAUGUGUACACAUGUUUGAGGUAUUUGGUAAGUGCAUUGCAUUGCACAUUAAUAUAUUUUAUUUUGUAUCAUCAUAUGGCUCUCCACGUCUGAUUUGGUAUGGUCUGUUUGUAUCAGUAUGCUGUCAUAGGUCAGAAUAUGGUCUGGGUCAGAUUACAGAGUUGUUAUUCUGCCUAGGUUCAGAACUUGGAUUUGUGAUUAUCAUUUGAGAUUAUUCAGACUCGGCAGACUUGUGGUUUAGAAGCUUUAGCUUAGGUUCUGAUUCGGUUAUGGGAUAUUCUGUGACCAUGGUUUUGGUAUUAUGUGCCCAUCUGUUUAUCUUGUUGAUUUUAUGCUUAUAUGCGUGAACUAAUAUUAGUUGGCCUAUGAUGCUUACUCAAUACCUGUUGUUUGUACUGAUGCUACUCUUCUUUUUAGUGCUGAGUCUGUUACGUGUUCUAUUUCUAAUUCUCGAGAGUGUUUCCCGAGAAGGUGUUGUUGGAGACUUAAGGUGAGCUCUUGCCAAAUUCGGAGCCCGAGUUUCCAUUCUUUGUAUACUUCUCAUCUAUUUCCAGACAAUAUUCCUUUUAAUGUUACGAGCCUUAUAUGACAACAUUCAGAUAGUUCUAGUUAUAUAGUCAGACCUAUGUGUUUAUUAAUAGCUCUUAUGCUGACUUAGACCAGAUGCCUUGGGUAGAAGAUGUAUUCCGCACUUAUUCUCUUUUAAUUGAUCUUGAGAUAUAUUAUUAUUACAUUGUUCUUCCGCAUUGAUAGAUUGCAUGUUAGGUAAGGGAAGGGUUCGCCUACCAAGGUGGGAAAUGGUAGGUGCCCGCACGACUAAGCGAUUUUGGGUCGUGAUAAGUUGGUAUCAGAGCCUUUUGUUACCGGUCUUACAAGUACAAGAGCAUGUCUAGUAUAGUCUUGCGGAUCUGUACGAAGUGCUCCGUAUUUAUCUACGAGAGGCUAUAGGAUAUUUAGGAAACUUCCAAUUCUUUCAUUCUUUCUUGCUACUUCAUUCAAAUUGGUAUCUAUUCUAUUCCAAUUGGUAUAUGAAAUUCCUUGUAUUAUUCUCCCACGAAUAGUGGAAACUCAUUUCCUAAACUCUUAUGCCAGCGGUUUUGUUUUGACAUGGCUUGGUAUAGAACUAGAUGUGUCUUCCUGAUUCGGACGCGUGACUAAGUUCAGUAUCCAACUAGGACUUGAGGUUUUCGUUUUGUGGGAUGGUUGUUGAGACUCAUUCAUUGUGUGGGUUUUCUCUAGACAUUAGAGAGAUGGUACAAAGGGUCACAUGAUAUCCAUGUUUUCAGUGUUAGGUUGCUCAAAAGCCGCAUAAGUGCAUUUAUGACAUAACAAGUAUGAUUUGUUAGAGAUAUGAUUGGUUUUGGGAAUGAGUUUCAACUUCGUCAGGUUAUUAUGAUGGUGUGCGGGGCACGAGUGUAAGUUAGGUAAGGAGCAUCACAUUUUGGCAAAAGUAUAGUGACCGCGUGUAAUAAAGAAGAGAAGUUGAGAAUAAGGACAUACAGGACGACUUUUGUGGGAAACGUAUAGCAAAGUAAGAUUUCUUAGGGUAUUUGGGUAUGAACACUUUCAUGUUAAUGGAACGGAGGUGUAAGAAAGAGGAUUGGGAUAGAUUAAUCUCUGCCAUUAAGAAGGGAACAAUUUGUAUCUGACGUGCUCGUCAGGUUAAGGUUGCAAUUUGUACGAGAGUGGAUUUCGUAUUCGGUUGUGAAAAGUUAAGUUGGGUUUCGACGUGACUAUAUGGUAGUGGUUUAUGGGUUCUUUUAGGAAGGUGGUUAUCAGAUUUAGCUCGGAAGAAAUGUUACUUGUGACGAGUGGAGACUUAAGAUGUUGGGCAACUAUGGUUCCAGUCCUUCAGUAAAAGGUAUGCUCACCGGUUCUUCGUGUUUAGAGGAAUGAUAAGGAUAUUGAGGAAUCGAGAGCUAGUGAUUCAAGGAUUAUGUUACGGUCAUGCAUGGUAGAAUAGACAUAAGGGUUUAGUGUCGUGGGCAAAUGGGAGCCGGUGGUUGACUAAUAAGAAUGACUUUAGUGUUGGUCAAGUGCGAAGUAUUUAGUAUUCAAGUAACUAUUAGGUGUUGGAUAUAAUAUUUGAUUAGGGUUGAGAGCCUUGUACCUAUUGUGUAAGUUCGGCUAGUUCCUACUGCUACUAGUAUUACUACUCGGUUGAGUUGAUCUAAUGAAAGGGAUAAUCGCGCGAAUGGUUAGAGGUGUUCCAAUUUGGCAAGGCAAGAGAUGAUUCUUCACGGGUGUCUAGCGUUUAAAGGCAUUGAAGUGGUUUACUAAUGAUGAGGUUCUAAUUAUCGAGUUGUAGAGAACAUUUCGGAAUUUGGGUUAAGGGAAUUUGAGCAAAGGCACCUUGGUGGUUAUACGUCAGAGCAAUAGUAGGAUUGUUUAUGUGAUAUGUUGGAUUUAGAAAGUUUUUAGUUUUAGAGUUGAGUGAGUUAAGGGAUCUCUAGGGUGUAGAGUGUGUGACAUGCUACUAUCUCCAGGAUUGACUCGGCUAGUUUGCAAGACUUAUGAUUUUGCGGUAUUAUAUUGAGUGGAUUCUAGAAAUGGUUAGAUGGUGAAUAUGAUUGUGAUUUGAUUGGAAUUAGGGGAUUGAAGUGUCGGAAAAAAGUAUAGUUGAUCGAGAAUCAGUAAAAAUAAGGUACAUCUUCGAAAUUACUUGGGUCAGUAUAGGUUGUGGAGAUGUUGUCUUACAUAUUUCAGAUGAGGUGUGAUUGUGAGUACGCUUAAAGAAGGGAGUCCACAGAAAUGGACUAAGUGAUAUGAUAGCGUUUCGUGAUCAGCGACUAUUAAGAAGUAAAUUUCAGGUAACUGGCAUGUUCAGGCUUAUGGAAGUAGCUUGUGUGAUACACAGUUGGAUAAUUUCAUAACACUCUACAGUGGAUGAAUUAGUGUGGGUUAAAGGAGAGGAUUUAUGAAAAUCCCUAUAAUGUGAAGUUUAGAGCUGUAUUUUCGAGGUGAGACUAUAUUUGUGGUAGUGUGUUAUAUGGUGGGUAUUACUAAUCAGAGAGCUUGAGUGAGCAGUUUCAGAAUAUUAACGGACUAGAAUUAGUCGCCCUUGAAGGGUGAUAGGACUGUGAUUGGUUUUCGAAAGGUUUGGAGUCAGUUCGAGUGACUAUUGGUGGUAUUUAGGGGUUGUGCAUUUGUUCAGGGUCAGAAUUGUUUGAAUUAUGCUUGAUGGACUAUGUAUAUAUUUUCCUGAAGGACUUAUGGGUUUCCCAUUAAAUCACCUUCACGGAUUCGAUGGGUCAAAGUUCAGAUUUGAGGUAUGGCAGGUUUAUCGAGCUUUAUCGGGGUUUGCAAGCAGAGUUGAUGAUAUUUUACAAGGUUCAGUUAUUUGGACAGUUAUAAUGGUUUACGUCGGGAUUAGUAAUGAUUCAAGGAGGUACUAUGGUUGUUUGAGGUCUUUAGAGUGAUCACAUGGUUUUCCUACGGACUUGGCUCAGCGAGGUAUUCAGUGGGUUCCAGUAUGGUGAUUUGAAGGUUUAAGAUGACUUGGAACUAGAGAAGUCGGCUAUGAGUAAGCUAAGUUCGAUAGAAUGUCUUAAAGUUGCUUCGAUAAAGAAAUUAUUCAUUUCUGGCUAGAGUAAGUCAUGGUUUCAGGCUUGUGUUCGUGUGUUUCCAAGAAAUUGUGGUGCGAAGAAUGGCUCUAGAAGGGUGAAAGAAAGGUUAGCAGAAAAAGAGUAUUUUACUAGUUCAGAGUGGGCUAUGAGUGUGUUUAUAUCUAAAGGUUCAUGUUAUUUUGAGAAAUGUUGUGGGACUUAUUGGUCAUCUUUAGAGGUACGAAUUUAUCGAAUCAGAGAAUUCCAGUAGAAGCAGUUCUAAUAUUCGGGGAUCAGUUGUGAAGGAAAUUCGAGUAUGGGAAAUUGGAUCUUGAGCUAAUUAAGGAAGUUUGAUUGAUAAGGCAAACAGGCAGUGUUUUGGCUUACUUCUCAUCGUAGAGGCUUUUGGGUAGUUAUAAUACAAGUUCCUUGGUUACCGUCUGCUUUCGUACUCUCUUUCUUCAUUCGAGGAUGAAUGAUUGUUUAACUGGUAUCUGAUGUAACGAUCCGUUAGUUCUCGAUGUGCCUUUUGACCAUUUUACCCCUGUUGACGAAUUCCCAAGAUUAUAAAGCAUUUUUAGUAAAAAUUGAAGGAUUUAGAAUCCUUAAGUGAAGGCGUUUGACCUAUAGUUGAGUUUUGGGUAAAUAGACAUUUUUCAUAUUUUUGUCGAUUCUGUGAGGUCUGGAGGGUCAAUUAUGACUCUGUAGGAUGGAUGGUUCGGUUCUCGAUGCAUUUGGUUGUGUUUUGGGUACUUGGUUGGAAACUUGAUUUUAUUCGUUUGGGGGUUGACUUGGAAAAUUUGAGGCCAUACGUAAAUUCAUAGCAUGUUUUUAUUUAUGUGUGCAUAUCUGGUUUGUGUACGGGGGGCCUCGGAUUGAUGUCGGGAUUUUGGGAUAGACUUGAGAAAAGCCAGAUUUUUGCUGGUUCUGGUGUGACUACCACAGCGGGAUUUUGACCGCCAUAGCGGUGCAUGGACUUUCUUUGAUUUCGCAAUGGCAAAUGGUCUGACCACCAUAGCGCAGUCUUGGCCACCAUGGUGUGCCUUGAAUGAUUUCCGCGAUAGCGGAAGGCCUGAUCACUACUGCGGGAUUGCUAUGGCGAUUCUGUUGACUGCUGUAGCGGAUCGACGGGACCAGAAACUCAUUUUAUAUUCCUAAGUUCGAACCAUUAGUCCAACACUUCUAAAACCCAAUUCCAAGAGCUUGGGGAGGCAAAUAUUGAAGAAACUUGGUGGUAUCAUCUUUGGGGGUAAGUUCCAACCCAUUAUCUUGCUUAUUUACCUUUCUUCUUAGAGUUUCAAAGGUGGUUUAAGGUCCUAAAGUGGUGGGUGAUGAGACCUAGGCUCCUUAUCAUGAAACCCUUAGUAUAAAUUGAUUAUUGUUGAGUAACUUACUGUUUAUAUCAUCUAGAAGUGUAGAUUAACACAUUCUAGGGUUGAAUUACUUGAUCAUCCAAGAAUCUAAUUAUGAGAUUUAGGGUUUUACCAAAAUUUGGGGUUUUUAACUAUUUGAUCAAAUUGAAGGGUCUAAUGUGAUUAGAAAAACCCAUGAAUUUAAGGAUUAUGAUUGUUGGGACUAUGGGUAAGGUAAUUUCACCCUUAAUAUUUCGUUUUGCCCUCAUGACUCAUUAGGGGUAUUUUGAGUAACCUUUUUCGAAUUUACUUCUCGUUCGAUUAGUUGGUUGUCGUGGGCAUUUACUUGCUUGUGAUGUUAUUUACUAGACUACCAUCGUUCUGAGGCACUUCGAAAUAGAAGGCUUGUGUGGAGUAGUUCGGGGCUCCUGUUCAACAUUCAAGGUAGGUUAUGGCUUACCUUAGUUAGACUUUGAUUAGCGAAACGUAUAUAUUGUGUAGAAUUGACGGGAUAAAGCAUGAUUAGGUCUUCGGACAUAAUGUCUGGGUGGAUAUUACCUAGGUUGGUAUGACUUCUGACUAUGUGGGCUUGUUGCCGUUAUUUACACAUUGUGAUGGUGUAUUUAUAUUCGUACUGUGGUGAUCUGGGAUGGUAUUCUAUUAGGUUGGUUGAUUGUGGCCUGUUGCCAUGUUAUUGUGAUUAGUCUUGUUGCUUUAAUUGCUAUGUUGUGAUAUGUGUUGCACUUAUUUCUCUCUUGUUGUGUCAUUUAUCAUCAGAAAGGAAGGAUAAUGAGAUUAGGCCUGAAUCGUGUUGUAUAAUUAUGAUGAUAUCAUGCAUGGCAUACAUUCUCAGUUCACAUGUAUAUUGAUAUCGAAUUAUGACUUGGUACUGAUCAUGAUACAUGAGAAAAUAGAGCACUUUGGUGACACAAGACUUAGUUGUGAGGUGUACUUGUUAUAUUUGGAUGUAAAGGGUGGCAUGGACUCUUUAUAUUGAUUGAGAUGGUUUGUAUGAUUCAUUCCAUGGUUGAGCUGAUUUAUCUAAGUGCUGAUACGACUUAUGGCAUUGUGGCUCGUACUUUCAUUGGCAUUUAAUUUCAUUGAUUUAUCAUGCUUACUUUUGAGUUGGUGUUUCAUGUUGGGGUUCUGGACUUGAACCAUAUUUUAAAUACAUCUUGCACAUAAUAUAAGUAUAUAAGGCACAUUUGACAGGGGGUGAUAAUGCGGCCUAUUUGUGAACUCGUGAUCCGAGGUCUGUUCCGGAGCGAGUAGACUCGUGAUCCUAGGUAUAUUCCAGUGUGAGUGGUACAUGGACAUCGCGGGUUCCCCAUGGGUCAUGACUAUUGUGCGAACGAUGCCUUUAGCAUGUGUGUAAAUGUUUGAGGUAUUUGGCCAGUGCAUUGCAUUGCAUUAAUAUAUUUUAUUCUGCAUCAUCAUAUGGCUCUUCAUGUCUGAUUUAGUAUGGUCUGUUUGUAUCAUUGUGGUGGCAUAGAUUGAAUUAUGGACUUGGUUAGAUUGCGGAGUAGUGACUGCCUAGGUUCAGAACUUGGAUUUGUGUAACGAACCGCUUCGUCGUUAUUGUGACUUCCGUGAAAUUCGCAGCCUUGACCCCUUCAAAAUCCUUUCAGACCAUUGAGCUCUUAAAAAUUGCUAACUUGAUCGGACCAGUCAUGCGAAUUGUGUGUAAAUUAUCGGAUUGGGCCACCAGGCCUAGUCAUACCAUCAUAGCGACAGUCCUGCCGCCCCAGCGCUGGCGCCACAAUGACAGGAAGCUCUGUUGAAGUGGAGGUGUAGAAUCAUUAAAUGACCGCCCCAGCGGUGGAUCUAGCGUUGAAGCGGUGCCGCCACAGCGACCGCUAGACCGCCACAACGGUUGAUGGGCAGUUAUUUCCUUAUUUAAAGCUCAUUAUUGACUUGACCUAAUAUUCAUUUCCCCAAAUUAGUAGUAGCCAUUGAGCGCAAAUUCCAACCCUAGAGACUUAUAUGUUGGGAAGGUAAGCUAUUUGAAUCCCUCAUUCCAUCUUCUUUUAAUUCCCUCUUUCUUCUUGCACCAUUUAUGAUUAUAUUAGUACAUUAAUGAGUGUUCUUUCUCUCUUCUUAUAAGUCCUCUGGGUAAAUGUGGUAAUGAUUAACCUAGAACAAUUAGUAACUUCAAGAUGGUUCUUUUAUUGCAAACCUUGACUAAAUAGCAAGUUCUAAGCCGAAAUCAUUCUAUUUUCCUAAAUGGGUUAAAUUGUUAGAGCCUAAUAAUGUCUUAUGUGAAUUAGUAAGGUAAGUUUGACUUAGGUAAACCUUGUUUCCAUAAAAGAGGUGUAAUAGCAUAAUCAAGAAUCUAGAUUGAUUAUUUUAGAAAUGACGAUUUUACCCCUAUGACCUUGAAUUCUGCAAUCACCGCUUACUUGAAUGUAUCCAUCAUUCCUAGACAUCUCGAAUCUGCAAGUUCGCUACAAAUAUGGAAGAUGGAAUCCAAGUGGAUGUUCGCGCACUUGUUCGACCUCGAGUGUUGAGGCUGUUACGUGUUCUAUUUCUAAUUCUCGAGAGUGUUUCCCGAGACAGUGUUGUUGGAGACUUAGGGUAAGCUACUGCCAGAUCUGCAGCCUGAGUUUCCAUUCUUCGUAUACUUGUCAUCUAUUUCCGCACAGUAUUCCUUUUAAUGUUAUGAGCCUUGUAUGGAAACAUUCAGAUCGUUCUUGUUAUAUAUUCAGACCUAUGUGUUUAUUAGUAGCUCUUGUGCUGACUUAGACCAGAUGCCUUGGGUAGAAGAUGUAUUCCGCACUUAUUCUCUUUUAAUUGAUCUUGAGAUUUAUUAUUAUUAGAUUGUUCUUCCGCAUUGAUAGAUUGCAUGUUGGGUAAGGGAAGGGUUCUCCUGCCAAGGCGGGAAAUGGUAGGUGCUCGCACAACUAAACGAUUUUGGUUCGUGACAUGUUCUCAAUUUACAACAUAUUUUAAUUAAUUAGUUAUUUUUAUUGUCUACUAUAAUUUACAUAGCUGAAAAUUGUCUGUAAUAAUGAAGAAGAUUAUCGAUCCUUCAAUCUCUCCUUACCACAAAUUCGUUUUACAUAGGUUUCAAAGUUAAAUAUUAAAUCCAAUAUCAUGAACUAGUAACUAUCUAUAAUGGAAGACGGACACUUGGACGGUUUGAGAGGCUAAAGUUCCUGAAAACUUGCUUUAUAAUAACACAAACUUUAGAAUUGGGACAUUUUACAUGGUGCAAUUAACUAGCAAUUUUGUGAGGAAAACACAUGGUCUAUUUAAUGUAUAUACAUCCAAUUUAAGGCAAUCACACCAAGUUUGAAGUGGAAUUUUAAAGGUCCAUUGUAUCUGAUUGUUUUUCCAAGAACCUGUCGUUUCGAAGCAUAAUAUGAGAUGAAGUCUCCCAAUUGGCGUCAACACUAACUAAUUUCACCCACAAGAACAUGUUGAAAUUAGCAUUCAUAGGUUUAACCUGUACAAUGCUAAUUAUUUUCAUUUUAUUUCGAAUCUCAAAUAAUCCCAUCCUCUGUGAAGCUCCAGUACUAGUGGGCCCGGGGAUCCUCCCGGACCACAACUCAACAACAGAGGAUGACACAGUAUCGCGGCAUCUCCAAGUGGAUGCCGUCCUCCACUAUGCCACGUCGCGUGUGAUACCACAACAAUCGAGGGACGAGAUCAAGGUAUCCUUCGACGUCCUCAAAUCUCUAACCCCUUGUAAUUUCCUCGUAUUCGGUCUCGGUCACGACUCGUUCAUGUGGUCGUCCAUAAAUCCACGUGGCAUGACGCUAUUCCUAGAGGAAGAUCCGAAAUGGAUCAGGGCCAUACUCAUGCACCUCCCAUUCCUCCGUGCCAACACCGUGAAUUAUCGGACAAAGUUGUACGAGGCAGAGAAAUUAAUCGAACACUACCAUAAGGAACCGGAUUGUUCCGCUAGGAAAUCGUUUUUACGAGGUAACAAAAAAUGUAAGUUAGCAUUGGAUAUGUUAUCAGAUGAAGUGUACGAUAAAGAAUGGGACAUAAUUAUGAUAGAUGGUCCUAAAGGGUAUUUUGAUAAAGCACCAGGAAGAAUGUCAGCUAUUUAUUCUGCUGCUGUUAUGGCAAGGAAUAGGAAAGGAUCUGGGGUUACACAUGUGAUUUUGCAUGAUGUGGAUCGUGAUGUAGAGAAAGUUUAUGCAGAGUUAUUUUUGUGUAGGAAAAAUUUGGUGAAAGGUGUUGGAAGGCUUUGGCAUUUUCAGAUUCCACCAGCUUCUAAUGGGAGCAGCGAUUUUUGUUAGAGUAUUUUUUUUCCUUUUGUUUUUUUGGCUGGGAAGAGUGCUUUAAUUUGCAUUUUAUUGAGUGUUGUAUAACUGAUUUUCCUUUUCAAAUUACCCCACUGUUUCUUCAAGUUUCAGUCUUUUGUGGCUUAUGUUUAAUUAGCAUAAUUGAAGCAUGUUUGGUCAAAAUUUUAAAAA
Molecule: messenger RNA, 11254 nt
Organism: Lycium barbarum (goji berry)
Lineage: Eukaryota; Viridiplantae; Streptophyta; Magnoliopsida; Solanales; Solanaceae
Product: arabinogalactan O-methyltransferase 1-like
Exons: 2
Coding region: 10247-11077 (276 amino acids)
Biological process (GO): xylan biosynthetic process
Source: RefSeq, a predicted model, not a curated record